AUGACCCUAAUCCUCAGUCCUAAGGAGAAAUCCUACUUCCUCAAGCGACCCGAGAGGCGGGGAAAACACACCACCGGAGGCCGGGUGGGCCGCCGGGGAACCACGGCUGACCUCAAGCGGCUGUUCGCACCCGCGGCGCGGGCCCGGGUGUCGAGUCCCCCAGAGGAUGUAGAUGAAUAUACCCAUUCCAGAUGGGAAACUGAGUCCUCUGUGGAGACUGGUUUAGCCUGCUACCCGCCCUUCUCCGGGUUAGACAGCACCUGGACCCUUGGCCACCCAGCUGGUAACUGUGGCCAAGCUGAGCCCGUGUUUGGAGAGCACCUCGGGUACAGAGAAGAUCUGCCGUCCAAGUGCUUCACAAAGCACAGGCGCAGGUCGCCACGCCCCACGUCACUGAACAGCCGGCGGUGGAGAUUUGUGAGAACGCGACUGGAUGACUUCCGGAAAGGCUGCCCGCCUUGCGGAGGUGUGAUCACUCAGGGCCCCGAGGAGGGCUUUCUCCCCCAGAUUUAUCACAGAGCUCCCCAACCUGCCCCGAAGAGGAGCCAGAGGGACAUGCUACCUAGGGAAGCAGGCCUGUGUUCCACGCUCUCACCGGCCCGCCAGGCGCGGAAGGACUUCCUGGCGGACGUUGAGGCCCAUCCGACCCCGCACCCCUCGGCUCUCUACCCGGACCUGGAGGAAGACAUGCCCGCAGAGGUGCUGGAAGUGCUGGAUCCUGACAGGAAGCUGGAGCACACGUGGGGUUAUUGUCAGGGCAUCCGGAAAAGAAUGAAGGAACCCACAAAACUUUUAAAAAAACGUUCUACCCAAGUCUACCUGGGGCGUCCCAAGAAGACUCCUGUGUCACAUGCAGGCCAAUGGCUUUAUGAAGGAAAGAAGCCAAGUGAAACAGAUCUGCUCUGCAAUGAUGGUCCACCACUUCAUGAAAACGUACGCAAAGGAGUUAGCGACUUCUGCAGCUGGGCUACUAAGUUUGGGGGCCUGAACAUUGAUGAGGAGUUCAUCCUGAAACAGUUUGACAUCGACUGUCAGAGCAAACCAAGCUAUAAUGUGCUCCACACAAUGAGACCCAGCCAGGUUCCUCUGGAGCUAAAGGAAAGGAUUGGGCUGAAUAAACUGCAGAAGCCACAGUUUUCCCAGAAACUACACUAUGAGCAGAGACUUCAGAAACCACAGAAUCCUUAUACACCAAAGUGGGUGAAGAUGAGGUACGGAGCAUGGUAUCUGAACACCAAGUUGUGGAAAAAGCAAAGAGCCGAUGAACCUUUGGUUGACCCCAAGGUCUUACGUAAAGCUCAAGAUGAGAAUAUUAAAAAGGAGCUAUGGGAACAGGAGGAGUUACUUGCAGACCUUCAUGGAACAGUUGCCUUUAAGGAUUUCAUUCUGAGCAGGGGCUACAGGAUGCCGAGUUUCCUUGAGAAGAUGUGUAUGAGGAAGGAAUGUAAAUGUGAAUGUAACAAGACUUCUGUAAAAUAA
Lipotes vexillifer (Yangtze River dolphin) is the source of this 1479-nucleotide messenger RNA. RefSeq names its product family with sequence similarity 47 member E (gene FAM47E). Gene Ontology annotation, biological process: transcription initiation-coupled chromatin remodeling. Bases 1 to 1479 code for a protein of 492 amino acids. The transcript has 10 exons. NCBI's taxonomy places the organism in Eukaryota, Metazoa, Chordata, Mammalia, Artiodactyla, Lipotidae. Gene Ontology annotation, cellular component: chromatin. The record is from RefSeq and is a predicted model, not a curated record.